Molecule: messenger RNA, 2501 nt
Organism: Scophthalmus maximus (turbot)
Lineage: Eukaryota; Metazoa; Chordata; Actinopteri; Pleuronectiformes; Scophthalmidae
Gene: ywhag1
Product: 3-monooxygenase/tryptophan 5-monooxygenase activation protein, gamma polypeptide 1
Exons: 2
Coding region: 218-961 (247 amino acids)
Biological process (GO): signal transduction
Cellular component (GO): cytoplasm
Molecular function (GO): protein kinase C binding
Source: RefSeq, a predicted model, not a curated record
GCGAGGACACGCCUUUCUGGGUGGCGACACGGCCGAGGGGGGGUCCCGUCGGCAGGCGCACAGACAGCAGGCAGCAGCUGCAGCGAGAGGACGCCGCCACCGCCGCUCUGCAUCCACACGCUCACACCACGAAGCGCACGGGAUAGCAACACACACACACACACACACACACACACACAGCUCACACACGAACACACACGCGCGCGCGACAUCCAAAAUGGUAGACCGCGAGCAACUGGUGCAGAAAGCCCGGCUGGCAGAGCAGGCGGAGCGGUACGAUGAUAUGGCAGCUGCCAUGAAGUCGGUCACAGAGCUGAAUGAAGCACUAUCCAAUGAGGAGAGGAACCUGCUCUCCGUGGCCUAUAAGAACGUGGUGGGGGCAAGGCGCUCAUCCUGGCGCGUCAUCUCCAGCAUUGAGCAGAAGACGUCGGCCGAUGGCAAUGAGAAGAAGAUCGAGAUGGUGCGCGCCUACCGGGAAAAGAUCGAGAAGGAGCUGGAGGCCGUCUGCCAGGACGUGCUCAACCUCCUCGACAACUUCCUGAUCAAGAAUUGCAAUGAGACGCAGCACGAGAGCAAAGUGUUCUACCUGAAGAUGAAGGGCGACUACUACCGCUACCUGGCCGAGGUGGCCACAGGGGAGAAGAGAGCCGCGGUGGUGGAGUCUUCUGAGAAGUCCUACAGCGAGGCCCACGAGAUCAGCAAGGAGCACAUGCAGCCCACCCAUCCCAUCCGCCUGGGCCUGGCGCUCAACUACUCCGUCUUCUACUACGAGAUCCAGAACGCCCCGGAGCAGGCAUGCCACCUGGCCAAGACCGCCUUCGACGACGCCAUCGCCGAGCUGGACACCCUCAACGAGGACUCCUACAAAGACUCCACUCUCAUCAUGCAGCUGCUACGAGACAACUUGACGCUGUGGACGAGCGACCAGCAGGAUGACGAGGGCGGGGAGGGCAACAAUUAAAAGAGUCCAAAACCUCAUUCUGCCAAAACAACACAACACGCGCGCUCACAAAUGUUAACAAAACAAAAAAUAGUUUAAAAAAAAGUUCUUAGAAAUUUAAAAAAAACGGGAGGGAGGGAUGGGGCGGUGGGACAUCGGCGGCCAAUUUAGCCGAUGGUACUAACGCGGCUGCUGUUCUUUAUUUUUCCAGUUAAAAGUGAAACAAAAAGUCGGAGGAGGAGGGAAGACAAUUUUAGUUUGAGAAAUAACCUUGAAUUAAAAAAAAUUAAAAUAAACGAACCCCCCCCCCGCCUCCUUGAAAGCCUCUGCAGCUUUUGCCAAAAUACCACUGUAGAAGCACGAGGCGUGUCACCCGUCACGGCGUGACUAUUGGGUGACGACGCCUUCACACGGGCCGAGACCGGUCUCCUCGCGCAAACGAAGCUGAGCUGUCUUGUUGUAUUUGGUGAGGGGCGAGGAGCAUUAAGAGGUGGAGUUCGGAUGCUUGAGCGACAAGAAAAUUUUGAGUAACCUUGAAUGUCAUGGCCUUGUUUAGUGAAAGACGGACAGGCGGACAGACGGAGAGAGGGAGGGAGACUGAGCGAGAGAGAGCGACGGGUUACGGAGCUGUAGACGGGCUUUCAGGGGUGUCGGACUUCACCGCGUAACCAGGCGUCUUUAGUUGCACCGCUUUAUGAUCGCUGAGUGAGAAGCAGGUUGGAUCUGUUAUUGAAGAUAACACAUGGGGGGGGGAGAAACAACAUUUUUGUUUGCUUCGUGUCGGGUUUGUGUCCAGCUGAGUCACACAGUCAUACUGUAACUAAAAAAAAUACAAAUUCAUAAAGUGAAGUUAGUGCGGCUUGUCCCUCUCAUGUGCUGAUGUGCUUUAUUGAAUAAAUUUACUGUUUUCGGACGCCCAAUUCCUUUUCUUUGUUAGUAUUGUUGUUACGAUAACAGCCUUCAUUGGGUUCUACAGGAAAUGAUUUGAUUCACAAAAGUCUGUAUGGCAAAAAAAAUUUAAAAAAUAAUGGAAAUUUGGACAAACGUGUUAAAUUAUGAAACAAUAAACGAGUCCACCCUUAUUCUCCAGUUAUUCUAUCUUCAUAACAAGCGUCUCUGACACGGCACCUGUAACCACAGACUUGAUUCGUGAACUUUGUGGACAGAGCACAUGCAAUGUGAAGCGGAAGCUCUAAAAGCAGACUUGAGGUUUGUGGAUUUUACUUUGUCCUCAGUUUCUCCUUGGUCAAGAAAUGCACUUGCCUAUUAUACUGUUUCUUCAGUGUAAGAUGAUAACUGCUCCAAUAUCCUCCAUAAUACAAUAUUGUGCAUGCUGGUGAUGUAUUUAUACAGUAGCUUCAAUUUAUUAACUUAUACUGUAGAUGUUAUGUAUUCAUAUGAACAUGAAAUUAAUAGACCUUAACCAGAUUAUUUUCUAUUUAUUUCUUUUUAUCGCAAUUGUUAGCUAUCUGAUUUGAAUCUGUGUUUUCUUUACUCCAUUUGCUGAAGUACGCUAUACCAAAACAGUGAUUGUUAACAAUAAAUUGAUCUGUUACAGACA